AUGCGCCCCACUAAAUAAUAGGAUUAUUAAUUAAUAACUCCUCGAUCUCCAGAAAGGAUUCUCAAAAAAAGACUAAUAAACAAUCAAAUCUAGUAUUUAAUGAAAUGGAAAGGAACUGAUUAAACCACUUGGGAAUAUGAACAAAAUGUUCGACGCUCAAUUUUAGAAGAAUUCCUUUAGAAUUAAUAAUCAUAUUAAGAGCAAAAAUAAAAAAAUCUUAAAAAUGUAGCACAACAAUUACCUGUCAUGUAGUAAGUCUAAUAAAGUCUCAAACAUCCCAGUUAUUCUGAAGAACUUCUCUUAAACAAAUAAAAGGAAAUGGCUUAAAAAUUUUGUAGUUCCUACCCUCAAAAAUGCGAUGAAAUAGACAGUGUACAUUUGAUGUUAACAAAUGAGGACUGCGUCUUUGAAGUCAAAUGGAAACCCAGAGCAGAUGGAGUAGUCCCUAUUUCAGAUUUCUACUAAUACGAUCAAUUCAAAUUGGCUGCUCCAUUGCUCUUUAUGAACUUUUUAGAGAAUUGUAUAGUAGGUCAUGAAAAUAACGCAGAUAUCAAAUUCUAUGCUCCUGGAAAAGAUAAUGUAGAAAGAGCAUAAUUGAUUAAGUAGAUCCUGCUUCGCAAUCCCAAAUAUACUGAUACUAACAAACAGCCUAGCUAUGUUCAUGCUGAAGAAUAAAAAUAACAGGAUCCUCCUAUUCAAUAAAAUAAAAAUGCCAUCAUCAACUUUACUCAGUCUGAUAGCAAAAAAACUAUUUUAAAUCAACCCACUGCAUUAUCAGAUAAAAAUCAAUGCGAAUAAUAAGAGAGCGAAAUGAAGAAUCAUAUCAUACUAUAGGAAUCUUAGGAAGUCUAACAACAGUUAGAUUCUACUUCAUAAUAGGAACCUCAAUAACAAUAGUCUAAUGAUGAGAGAGAACCUGGAGAAAUGGUGGAUCCUGAAGAAAAUCAAUUAAUUGAUGAACAAUUAGAUUAGAGAUCAAUUUCUUUGGAACCUUAAAAAUGA
Molecule: messenger RNA, 1002 nt
Organism: Paramecium tetraurelia
Lineage: Eukaryota; Ciliophora; Oligohymenophorea; Peniculida; Parameciidae
Exons: 1
Source: RefSeq, a predicted model, not a curated record